AUGUCGCAGCUCUGGCAACCCACCUCCCCCACCACUGAGAACGCGCCCGCGAGUCCUCCGCGGGCCGCUUCGCCCAAGGACUCGACCAAGCAGCGCAACCCCGGCCGGCGCAUCGCGCAGAUUGUCAAGCUCCGCCCCGAGUACCUGGCCGAGUACAAGAAGUGCCACGCCGCCGUCUGGCCCGAGGUGUUGAAGCAAAUCAAGGAGUGCAACAUUGUCGACUACAGCAUCUCUUGGGACGAUGCCAGCAGCAUAUUGUUCGCAAACUUCAAAUAUGUCGGCUACGACUACGCGGGCGACAUGGAGAAGAUGCGCGAAAACCCCAAGGUUCGGGAAUGGUGGGCCAUGACGGACAAGAUGCAAGAGAGUCUUGUGCCUGGUGCAAAGAGCAGCGAGUCUGGUGAGCCGUCGUGGUGGAAAGGUCUGGAGGAGGUGUUUUACUGCCCAUAG
Molecule: messenger RNA, 450 nt
Organism: Pestalotiopsis fici W106-1
Lineage: Eukaryota; Fungi; Ascomycota; Sordariomycetes; Amphisphaeriales; Sporocadaceae
Exons: 3
Coding region: 1-450 (149 amino acids)
Molecular function (GO): racemase and epimerase activity, acting on carbohydrates and derivatives
Source: RefSeq, a predicted model, not a curated record